Molecule: messenger RNA, 1916 nt
Organism: Aplysia californica (California sea hare)
Lineage: Eukaryota; Metazoa; Mollusca; Gastropoda; Aplysiida; Aplysiidae
Product: cytosolic phospholipase A2
Biological process (GO): glycerophospholipid catabolic process
Cellular component (GO): cytosol
Molecular function (GO): calcium-dependent phospholipid binding; calcium ion binding
Source: RefSeq, a predicted model, not a curated record
GAGCUGCUUUUGGCUGCAAAGUGGGCGGAGCUAAACAAAGUUCCGUUCCCGCCCAUCGACCCUACCGUGGUGGAGAGGGAGGGGCUAAAAGAGUGCUACGUCUUCAAGCAUCCGUGGGACCCCAACUGCCCCAUCGUCCUGCACUUUUGUUUGAUCAACAUCAACUUUAAGCGGGAGAUCAGACCAGGGUUAGCGAGACGUACCCAGGAAGAGCUGGACUUCGGAAACUUCAGCGUCUUUGACGACCCCGCGCGGCCUUACUCCACCUUCAAGUUCACGUACACGCACCAGGAGUUCCAGCGGCUCUCUCAGCUGAUGGAGUACAACACGCUCCUCUGUAGGGACAUCAUCUACGACAACAUCAAAGUCUGCAUCAAGCGACGCCGCAGAUUCUCCAUCCGACGCCCCUGCAAGAAGAACGACAUCGCUAGGCUUAGUCUCAACAGCAGAGUGAAAGCGGAGAAACUUCUGGAAUACAUCAACAUGGUGGAGGCGGUGAACAGAGAGGCCCAGAAGGAAGACAAGGAUCAUAUUGAUGGAGGGGCGGUGAAGUCAGCUCGGCCUUCAAGCUCUCCCGUUUUCUUCCCAGAGGAGGGUGGUAGAGGAGGAGGAGGACGUGAAGGGGACGAUCACGACCAGGUGGAGAUAAGGAACCCGAAACUCCAGAGGUCGACCGUGAGUCUUCGCGCCAAUAUGAGGAAUCGAAACAAACGGUUAGACCUUCCAAACAUGGAUGAAGUCGAUGAAGGAGUGGAGGAACAGGAUGAGUCGUCCUCUGACUCGUCCUCAUCGCGUCAUCACCCUCCGGCGAAUGGCAAAAAGACGCUCUCACGUUCUCGCCCUGUAAGCGCCUCCAUGAAAGCUUCGUUCGACAUGGCGUCGGAUAAAGACGACAAACACAAAAUCCCGGCCAUGAUCGAGAACCUUCGGAUCGCUCGCAAAGACACGAUCAAUGACGAGAAUGGCAACACUCAGAAUGGUUCGAGCUCUUCAGAGCGAGCCAAAUCGCCAAACUUGACCCAAACAACUGACAAUCAGGCAGGUUCUCCACAUCAUGCUGCAUUGCCAGCGGAGUCUAAUGGAGAAUCUUCUAACAGUAGCAACGGAAAAUCGAACAAUAACUCGGGCGAAGCGGCUAAUUCUUCCAACGGUCGGCACGAACGUGCCAGAAACAGUUUUCCCGAUAUUGUCGUCAUGGCCAGAAAAGCGUCUGCAGACCAAACAGAACACGACGUGAACCCGUUAGAAAAGUGGAUAGACGCUGCUGAACGAGUCACCGACUUGUAGCGGGGACCCGGUUUGUUUUAGUCAUCGUUUUACGACCCUUGCAACGCAACUAGAUUAUACAAGUGUCGUUGGUUAGAGGUGUUACAAGAGAGUAACCAACAUGCAGAAAAAGAAGGAAGGCUGAGAAAAACAGAUGAUUGACAAGAAAGAAGGAGCAAACCAUACCAGUCAGAGCACUCACUAACCACCACAGGCUCGGUUUUAAAAUCUUAUACAUGAACAGUUUGUCUUUUAUCGGUAUUGGAAUCCCGUUCCAGUGUAAGCAAGCGAAGACAUGCAAUAUAAACUCAAGACAGUUUCAAUAAUUAAUUAUGAAUGAAAACAAGUCCAAACCACAGAAAUAGAAUCGUCUCAAUGUCAAACAGUUUGUGUAAAAUAUUGUUUUAAAGAGCUGAUGUGUGGUCGACGCUUCUAUACGAUAUGGUUGUGAAUGCUGGACACUAACCGAAGACAGCGACAAUAAAGCAAGAAGCACCGUGGUUUCCUAGGAGUUUGUUGUAGUUUUCAUAGAAGGAAAAAUUUUUUUUUUUUUUAAGAUAGAUCUAGUGAAAAGAAGCCCGCGUGAGCUUCUGACUUGUAAACAAAUCAGUGAAAAUGUGACAAUAAAUGCAAAAGUUCUCUUGAAUCAC